Molecule: messenger RNA, 8527 nt
Organism: Lymnaea stagnalis (great pond snail)
Lineage: Eukaryota; Metazoa; Mollusca; Gastropoda; Lymnaeidae
Source: the annotation of a GenBank genome assembly
UGUAUGACCUAAUUAUGAAUGGACUGUCAGUAAAUCCGUAAAUGUAAUUAAUAUUAAUUUAUACUAGCUUAUACUUAUAAACUUAUAACUAAAUAGCCUAAGCUACAUUUUUUAAAAUGCUUGCGUGUUAAUUAUAUUAUUAUUAAGCCAAUACUUGGCCAAUGUUUAACUAUUUAAUAUACAAUCUAUUGACAAUACUGUACUACGUCCGUAUAGAACCGGUACUAUAUAGUAAUACUAACUUGACCAAAGUUGCUAAUCAGAUUUGAGAUUACUUACUAAUCAUAAUGAAAAUGGACGAUAAUGAGGCCAAUAAGUUAUAAGGGGUAAUAAAUCCUAAUUAAUUAUUAUUAAUUAUACUGUUGCUAGGAUGCAAUACUACUAAUAAUAAAGCCAGAGGAAUGAAUUUUAAAAAAAUAAAAAUGAGGCUACUACUAGUACUACUACACUAAUAACCACUCGCAGAUCUAACAAUGAUUCUCAAUGAACAAUCAUUUUAUAUUCUUGGCUAAUCCUAGUUACCAUUGCCACGACUUAUUUUCCAGGGAGUGACUUCCCUUUGUUUAUUUUUACUAAAUUAUUUUAGGGAUCGAUUAAGAGUUCAGGUUAGGCAUAGGGAUCCAUUUAGGGUUACAGGUUAGGCAUAGGGGUCGAUUUAGGGUUCAGCUUAAGCAUAGGCAGGGAUAGAUGACUUCACGUGACGUGUUAACCAAGGUGUAGUCAAAGUUUACCAUAUUUUUAAAUUUAAAGGAUUAGGCCUACUCUCAUAACUUAACUUAGGCUUAGCCUAGCCAAGGGCUACACUUAGCAGCUUACACUUAGGCUAAUAUUUAAGGCAGUGUCACCUGAGUGUCUACACGUCUGGGCGCGCUGGACAUAUAUCUCCCGCACUAUUUGACCGGCGACCAAGUCACAUGACCACCGGAAGAAUUUAAAUUUGGUUUAAUUAACUUGUCAUUAAUGAGUGACAAGUCAGCAUAUUUUAUACAUUUAAAUAGGAAAAUAAUAAAGUUUUUUUUUUUAAAUUUUGCGGAAUAUUGACAAGAACUAAUUUAUAUUUUAUGGCUUUAUUUAGAAGAACUCAUAUUUAACUAUUUUCCCUGUAAAUAUUAUAUUUCUGUCUCAUUUUAUAAGAAAGUUUUCACGUAAGAACAAAAGCAAAAUGAGGGUCACAAAAUGUGGAGGAAAACCUAAUAGUGAAAAAGUUGUUUUGAGAUCCUUACUAAAAAUUCAUAAAUUUUGAACCAUUUGAGCUAGAAAGUUGAUCUUGGUGUUUUUGUAAUCCAUUCUUUAGGCUCUAAACAGCUGUAGCAUUUUUAUAGCAUUUUUAUAUUUUAAAAAAAUGUUUUGAAAUUUUCAUCAAAGUGCGUACUCACAGAUAGGUCACAGAUGAUGAAGUUUGUACCCUUAGUUUGGGCUGGUGGAAGUGGGUAUUUGCGGUCGACUUGCAGAUUAGUGGCACCCACAAGGGCUUUAACAUGACUCUUUUAAAUGUAAUUAUAACUAGUAUUUGUUAAACAAAAUUUUUCCAUAACAACAUGAAAACUGAAAAGCAAUAAUCAUAAUCUAUGUGAUCUAAUAAACAUGAAAAAAACUGAUUGUCCUCUGCUCAAGCAGAAGCAAGAGCAAUGGAGAAAGCAUUUCUCCAACUUUUUGUAUAAAUGACUGUUCCACGGUGGGAAAAUUCCAUGUAAAAGUGGGCACAACAUCCAAAAAUUAAAUUGCAUAAAAUUAAUAAAAUUUGGUGCUAUAUAUUUAAAUUUAUUUCAUUUAUUUUCAUAUGGAGAUAUUUUUAGUACUGUACAGUAUAAUUUUUUUUUUUUUUGUGUGACACAAGACCUGAUGGCCAUCUUGAAUUAAGAAGAUAUCAGCUCAGUUUAAUAGACAUUUUGUUUCAUAUUAUUUUGCUUACAUCCCAUAAAUAUAGUAUAUAAUAGACAGACAAUAUUCAUGGUCAAAGUCACGUGAUGGACAUGCAUUUAAAACUCUGUUCUUCAUGCUUAUUUAAGUACAUUACAACUAUUACAACUGCUUUAGUCAAGUAUUUGUAAUUCUGUAAAGGAAUUGACCUUUUUGUUCUAUUUUUUAUUGCUUGCAUUUAACCUUAUGACAGUUAAAAAGUCAUGCUACAUCAGUUACCUUUUUUUGUAGGUAUUUUUUUUAAUUUGCUCUCUUGGGAGUUUUUAAAGGUUUUCCUUAGAAAUGUAGCUAACGGUAAACACUGUGGAUAAUUAUUUAGAAAAAAUAUGUUUCAAUUAAAGCAGAUUUCAGAAGAAAUCAACAAAAAAGAUGCUAAAUCAAAUAUUAUGUCUUUUUCAUGUAACAUCUAAUUCCAAAAUUUAUUAUUUUUACAAUUAUGCUUAUUAUAUAUUUAUAAAUGCAAUUGUUUUACAGUCUAACUACUUAGGACCCAAAACCAUAUAUAGUUAAAUUAAGCCUACCUAAUGGCAUUUUUUUAAUUUACACUGGAUGCAUAUUAACUUAUGUUUCUGAAAGUUAUGUCAGUUACAAUGGAAUUCACCAUUGAAUAAUUGUAAAGGAAAUUGUGAUGGCAUGGUAUUUUGAGUUAAAGGCUGCACUUUUUAUAUCAAAACUCGGACACCAGUAAUCCCUUCAUUUUUAAAAUCACAUCAAAAUUGUGGUCAUGAAUCAGAUAAUAUAUGCUAAAUGUUAGCAGUGCAGAUCAAGUACUUUAAUUCAAUGUGCUAUGUGGUACGGUUGGAAGAGCCAAUUGUAUGAAAUCAAAAUGUCGGGGAAAAUUAGUUUUCUCACUUGCUCUAGCUUAAGCUCAUGGUACAUGCCUGGUCUAGUGAUAUGCCUCAGAGGAAUUCAGAUCCCUGUGAUGAUUGGUGGAUAGGUCACACUUCUGAUUUUUAUUGAAAUUUUUAUUUUAAAAUUAAACGUGAUAUACCCAUACAUGUGUAUCAAUGGUCGUCAGUGUAGAUGACUUAAGUAAGUUAGUAGCACCCACUAGGCCCAUUAAAUUAGGCCAACUAUUAUUUCAUAAAAUUUUACUUACCUAUUUAUUAUUAACAUCUGGUUUGUUCCCCAAUCUGUAUGAAUUUACCAGCGUUCUCCCCCCAGAGGUCACAAAAUCUAAAUGAUCACUAAUUAAGUCCCUAGUAUGACUAAGGGAGUUCACUGACUGGCUGUUUUUUACACUAGUGAAACAAUUUAAUGUAGAUGUCUUGUUUUUAAAUUGUUUUUGUUGUGAAAUUGUGACUUUAUUAAAGUAUGUAUUUAUUAAUGUGCUGAAUUUGUAUAUGUACAAAGUAAUCAACAAACUUUCCCAUUAGUUUGGAUCAAUAAAAGAAUAAAGAAAAAGAAAACUCUAUAAUUACAUUAUUGAUUCUUAUUUUAUGUUUCUUACUGAAAUCUGAAAUUUGAUCAUUUGUAUUGACAUUUGUAUUUUACAUCACAUUAAAAUUACAGUCAUUACUUUUCUAAUAUCUUUAAACAUAAAUUUGGUUUCCAGAUUUAUCUAGGCUAUUAACAUGAAGGGCAAAGGUAAAGCCCCACAGGAAAAAGAUAAGGACAGAGAUAUUAAAGACUGCCCACUUCAGUUUCCAGAUUUGUGUACUGUAGACAUCACUAAAGAUUGCACUAAAUAUGCCCAAGGUAAGAACAAGAAUUGUCCCACAGCAUUUGCUAAAAGUUUCUAGUUCAGUUUAUAUAUUAUUUUUAUUCAUAUCUAGGGAGAUUCACUUGUAAUGUAAACAUCCAAAUUAUAUUUCAGUUGUUGCAAGAGAUGAAGGUGGCCAUAUCAGUUUGGAGGAGCUGGACCAGCUGCAGGGAGAUAUUGAAAUGUUAUUAGCUUCAGUUGGAAAGAGAUUAAAACAGCUGGGAUCAGAGAACCACAUAUUAGCCAGCUGGCCUGAGAAAAAAGAUAGCAAGAAGUCAUUAGGGAAGGGGGUAUGAAUUCAUAGUUUAAUAUAUUAGAAUUUUUCCAUUUAGUUGGCUAUUAUACCAGUCAGCAUUUCAUGCCCCUUUUAUAUUUUUUUGUGUUAAAUAAUAUUUGAUAUUUCCACUUUAUUGUCAGUUUUUAUAACAAAUUUGACUUUUUAUUUUUGUUAAGCAUUUCUUUCACCCCUUGUUCCUUUAAGAAAAAAAAUUGAUCAGUUCUCUUUAUUAACAGUCUGAUACGCCAAGCAGAUCUUCCACACCUACCAAACGCAAGGGAACUCCCACUGAUGAAAAAGACAAAGAAAGACAAUCUAGUAAAAAGUUUAAAGACUCGAGUGGUCGACCAUCACAGCCAUCUACUCCGAAUUCUGGACAGAGAAGCAAAGGAAAAAACUCACAAGUACAAUAUCUGAAUAAUUUUAAGCCCUAUAUUAUAUUAAUAUAAUAAUGACACUCAUCAGAAAUUGAUCCAGAUUUUGUUUUGCUUGUACAGUGGCUUAAUUCAAAAACAGAUUAGUUAAAGGAUUAAGUUGUUUAUUUCUAUAUUUUUACUAGGUUGGGGUUUUUUUUACAAUAAACAUCUUAUGAAUUCUUUUCAUUGUGCACCCAUAGGAUAAAUGAAAUGAGUAUUUCUAUAUAAAAUAACUAAUUAUAUAAAUUAAUUUAAGAUUAAGACACUAAUAUCAUAAACGAGAUUUAAAUUUAAAAAAUCAAUACAUGAUAAUCUAUUCUGUGUUAGUAGCUUUUCUGCACCUCCUUAUUGGUACACAAUUGAUAUGAAAUGUUAAAAUAAAAUGAGUAAAACAGAGUAUGGUUAAACCUGAAAAAAUAAAUCAACAAAACAGCGAACGUGUCGGCAGAAAGCCUUCGUCAGCGAACAAAACAACAGAAAAAACGUUAUAAAAAUAAGAAAUAGCACUUAGCUGGUAAGUAGCAUCUGUGGGCAGCAAUAGAAGUGUGGCUGUUUUGUUGCGUUUAUUUUUUCAGGUUUAACCAUACUCUGUUUUACUCAUUUUAUUUUGUACUAACCUGAUUGCAGUCUCUCCCCUUAUUACCCCAUAUGAAAUGUUACAUGUAAAACUAAAAAUACAUCCUCAUAUUAGCAUUUAGUAGAAAUGCGGGUAAAAUGCCUUAAAUUUUUUCUGCGUUUAAUUCUUAAAUAUACUUUUUUAAAAAUUAGAAACACAAUUUCCACAUUUUUCAUAGUCCAAGGGGCAAUCCGAGGACCCAACUGGCUCUGAUACUCCAUCAGCUUCUGAGACACCUAAAGUACCAAAGAAUGAUGCUGUCAACCGUUUCUGGGCUUCAGUGGAGCCCUACUGUGCCCCAAUCACCUCAGAAGAUCUACGUGUUAUUGAGGAAAUGCUGAAAGUUCAUGAGGAGGAGACAGAAUAUAUGAAGAUUCCACCUUUAGGAAUUCACUAUACACAGAGGUGGGCAGAGGAAGAUUUGAUGGAGGAACAAAACGAUGGUAAGGCACAAUGUAGAGAAUGCAAUGGUAAGGCACAAUGUAGAGACUGCAUUGGUAAGGCAGAAUGUAGAGACUGCAAUGGUAAGGGAGAAUUUAGAGACUGCAUUAAAAGCUUAUUUAUUGGUUUAUUUCAGUUAUAACUAAAUUAAUUGUCAAAAAAAUUCUCAAAAUGCUGAGUAAAAAUGGAAAAAGUUUUCUCAGAUUUCAGACAUUUUCCCCCUCAAAUAAAAAUUGUACUUAUCCAUGCACUUGUCCUGAUUCUUCUGCAAAGAACCAGGAACAUUACAGAGACUCAAAGAGAGCUUUUCAAAAAAAUGCCACCGGGGAAAAUUCUGAUGUAGAUAUCAAAAUGCUCAAAACCUAACAGUUUGAUGACUAGCACAAUGAAAAACUGAGAAGGAAUCAUUUGUAAUUUGGUGGCCAAAGAACUGCUCCCAUGAGAUGAAGCACUGAAAUUCACAAGAGGUUAACCUCACACAACCUUCAUUCUCUAAUUCAAUUUCGAAGAACCAAUCAAAUUUUCAGCAAAUAUUGACUAUUCAAAGUACUGAUAAAAUUUCAGUUAAUAUUGACAAAUUCAAAGAACCAAUGAAAUUUUCUGCUAAUAUUGGCAAACGUUUGCUUAACCAAUGCUUAACCAAUAGUUAGUAUUUAAUGUCAUUUAAACACUUCUUACAGCUCUCAAUUCUUUUUCUUCUCACGAAAGGGUCCAAGAUAGCAGAAAAGAAGAAAACUUCAUAUGCCAACAAUGGCACCACCAAUUCAGAAGCAUCAACCCUCUUGAAGAAGGCUGAAUAUAAGAAAAAUGAUUAUUUGUGAGUUGAAUUGUAAAUUUAAAGUGAUAUAUCUUAGAUGAUCUGAAUUACUUUCUCAACAAAUAUUCUUGUGAAUAAGAUGAGAUUUUUAUUUUUCAGCCAAUGUUUUUUUUUUCCUUUCAGUAUGGAUGAUUCUCCAUUUGGGCCCCUAACACAAAGACUCGUAUCUGCUCUGAUAGAAGACAACUUGAUGACAACAAUGGAUGAUGCAAUGGCUGAUACUGCUGGUAAGGGAGGCCGGUUCAUUUAUUAUUUGGCAAAAUCACAGUGUCCUAUUGCAAAUAGACCUAAAAUAUUUAUUUCAUCAAUUUCUCCUGUUUCUUUUUUUAAAUUUUAAAUUGUUCAUUUCCUUCAUUUUUCAGAAUGUGGUGAUGAGGCUCCUGCUAUCUCCCCACGUAUGUUAGCAAAGCAACUAAACAUAGGCAACCCAGCUACUCUAGAAAGGAGAAUACGAAAAGAGCUGGAAGAGCAAGGCAAGUUACAAAAUAGUUUUGUUUUAUUUUUAGUUUCAAAAUUGUUCUUAUUUAGGAGACAAUUUUUAAAAAAAAUUGAAUUCAACUUGAUUUUUUUUGUUAUCCGUCUAUUUGCUAGUUGGUAUUGUGUGAAUGUCAGAAAGAUAAAUAAGCUAGCAUUAGAAAAAUGUUGAUUUUUAAUAAGAAAAACAAUAGAAAUGGCUCUCUACUAACCAGUACAAUGGUCUGUCUAUUUCAGUGUCUGCUUAAUUCUUAGUAAAUAAAAUCUUGUGCAAAAAAACUCACUUUGUUUCUACUGCUAUAUGCACAUCUUUAUUUCAAGAUUCUUUAUUUCAAUAGUUAUGAGCAGUGGUUGAAAUUUCUUUGAUGAUUUCAGGUAUCCUAGAAAAAGAGGAAGAAGAAGAAGACGACCCCAAUGAUGAGGUGCUGGCUGAGCUGAGAAAGAAACAGCAAGAGCUCAGGGCCAUCAGCCAGCAGAAUGUGAAUAUACUGAAGAGCUUGUACAGGCAGGGCCAGGAGGACAUGGCUCGACAGGAACUGAAGAAGAAACUGCAGGCAGCUGACUCGGAGGUUCUUUAAGCUUUAGUUUGUUCUUUUCUGUCAUUGUGUGCUAACAAACUUUUAGUUUGUUCUUUUCUGUCAUUAUGUGAUAACAAACUUUUAGUUUGUUCUUUCCUGUCAUUAUGUGAUAACAAACUUUUAGUUUUAUUUUGUUCUUUUCUAUCAUUAUGUGCUUACAAAAUUUUAGUUUUAGUUUGUUCUUUUGUGUUAUGCUUACAAAAAUGUUAAGAUAAUAAUGGACCAACAGCUCAUUGCUAAAUGUUUAUAUUUGGUUUUAUUAGAUACUGGCACGUCUUCAAAAUAAUGUGUGCCCCUAUGCAUUUUAAUGUCACAGCUGAAUUUGUGAUGAGUCAGGUUUAAUUAAUUUUUUUUAAAAAUUUCAUCAGGUGAUGGAAGCCUUUAGGAAAAUACAGCUGGCCAGGCAGAGAAAGAAAUCACCAACAAAGAAAGAAAAGGAGGCCAUUUCUAAAGCACUGAAGGACAGAGAAGCUCUAAUCAAAGCUUUAGAAUUAUAAUGAACUCAAGGAUGACAAGCCUAAAGAGAUUUGUUCCUUAGACACACUGACCCGGCUACAUGGUAUAUUAUGUGCAGAGAGGAAACAGUUAACAAUCCAAGUUGUGCAAUUCUGGAACUGCUCUUGUUUCAACAAAACCUGAUACAGUUUAGAAAGCUCACCUUGGGCAGUGUUUCUGCAUUUGAUGCCAGCCAUUUUUCCUAUUCAUAUUAAUUAGGAUUAUUGAUUAUUAGACAGAAAAAAUAAGUCCUGAACUGAAUGGAUUUGAUGGUCUAUUAAAUGAUUUGUGUUCACAAUGAGUUUCACAGAAGAUUUGCUAACAAGUGUAAGAACCUUGGUAUUUUCCUAAUAUUUAGUAGCCACAGAUAUACACUCUUAAGGAACAGGAUUUCAGCAUAGAAGUCAUAAAAUUGAUGGACUGCGAUAAAACUAAAGUUUAAGUGUUAGAAAGUGAAAUACAGUCUGUGUGAUACCUUACAAAGUACAUUUGGGUGAAGCCUUAAAAUGAAAGAGAGAAUGAAGGAAACGGUCAGCAGAAAUCAUUAAUAAUAUGACAAAUGAAUCCUGUGUCCUAGAGCACACCUAUUACCACAUGUUUAUCUUAUGGUUUGUAAGUAUACGAGUUUCAAUAUCCUAAACCACUCUCAUACACAUUCUCAUUCAGCUUACUGUCUUGAUAAACAGUAUGAGGAUUUUUGCCUGAUAAGAUGUUGUCAAACCUAAGAUUUAAAAAAAAAAAAAAAAAACUCUAUACGGGUAUGUUUGGCUUGGAGUGCAGAAGGGAAAAAC